This is a messenger RNA of Portunus trituberculatus (swimming crab), 7684 nucleotides long. RefSeq names its product E3 ubiquitin-protein ligase TRIM71-like. NCBI's taxonomy places the organism in Eukaryota, Metazoa, Arthropoda, Malacostraca, Decapoda, Portunidae. The transcript has 2 exons. Bases 388 to 3153 code for a protein of 921 amino acids. Gene Ontology annotation, molecular function: protein binding; zinc ion binding; ubiquitin protein ligase activity. The record is from RefSeq and is a predicted model, not a curated record. Gene Ontology annotation, biological process: protein polyubiquitination; proteasome-mediated ubiquitin-dependent protein catabolic process.
ACCUCACCUUGCCACCACACGCCCCCGCGCGCCACCUGCACCACGCCGCACGCCCUGGCCGCACCGCCGCCCACUUGCCGCCCGGACCACCUCAGGGUCACAGAGGCCGUGCGGGAAGCCUAGGAACGCCCCGUGAGUGAAUCCCCGCCGCACGAAAGGCUGAGACACGCGGACGAUCGCUAGUGAAAACCAUUUUGACAUCUGAUCCGGCAGCGAGCGAGGGUCAGUUAUGGCGGUGAAGGUGGCGGAGUGGGGACGUGUUGCGAUGGCCUCUCCGGGAUUGUGUUGAUCUGGCCGACCUGCACGCCGGGGGGCCUUCCUGCACCACGUCCGACGCCUUGCCAAGAAGCAGCAUGCAGCAGAGGCCCCCGAGCUGCUAGUGUCCCCAUGCAAAGGAUGGCGAGUGCGUACCCUGGCGGGCUGGGCGGCCCCAAGGAGACGCUGGAUGGCCUGGGUCCCGCAGGGCUGGGUGGGCUUGGUGGCGGCGGGCUGGGCGGGCUUGGCGUGGCGUCAUCGCUGGGCGGGGGUACAGACGCCCUUGGUCUGGGCACCUGCCCCCUAUGCCGCUGCCUGCUGGAGGAGGCGCGGGUGCUGCCGUGCCUUCACGCCGUGUGUGGCCCCUGCCUGGAGGGUCUGUUGGCAGCCCCCACGCUGGCCUGUCCAACCUGCCACGCCGAGCUGAACCUGGACCAGCCGCUUGACGCCCUCAACCCGCCGCUCUUCUUGCCCUCCAUCUUGGACAUGGUGUCCUCCGAGGACGACUUGGGCAGCCCGCCCCCCCCACCCUCUUCCAUGCUGAGCCCACCCCCUGCCUCUUCCAUGGUGAGCCCCUCCAACUCCCACGUGAACAGCCGUGACCAUCUGCUGCCACGCCCGCUGCUACACGGCGACCUGCCCCGUCCUUCCAGAUACCUGUGUGCCAGCUGUGACGACGGUCAGGCUGCCGCCUCCCGCUGCAGGGACUGCAAUGAGGCGCUCUGUGAGUCCUGCGUGCGUGCACACCAGCGCGUGCGGCUCACCAAGGACCACUUCAUCGUGCCCCUGCCUGGAGACGACUCGGGCGUGUGCAACACAAACGGCGGCAGCGCGCGGGUGCACCACUACUCAGGGCCCGAUGAGAACAGCCACCCACACCUGGGCCUGGCCUCACCACCCCCACCCUCAGCACUGGGUGGCAGUGCCACGAGCCUGGGUGGUGGAGCCACAGGCCUGGGUGGCGGCGCUACGGCCUUGGGUGGUGGAGCCACGGCUUUAGGUGGUGGAGCCUCAGCUUUGGGGGCAGGUGCCACAGCCUUGGGAGGCGGAGCCACAGCCCUGAGUGGUGGCGCCUCAGCCCUGGGUGGUGGUGGCGCGGCGCAACAUGGGUCUGGACACCUGUUCUGCCCCAGCCAUGAGGGUGAGGCCAUGAUGUACUACUGUGAGCGGUGCAGUGCCCCUGUAUGCCGGGAGUGCACGGUGCGGGAGCAUCGUGGCCAUGGCUGUGUGUUUUUGCAGGAUGCCGCUGAGAAUUCCCGCUCCAUCACACUGCAGCUGUUGACGGAUGCCCGCAGCGGUAUCCGGGCCAUCGAGGACAGCAUUGGCGUCACUAAGCGCAUGGUGGACCGUGUGGAGCUGCGUGCCAAGGCUGUGGCCAGCGACGUGCGCUCCACCACACGGCGCCACAUCUCUGCUCUGGAGGAUCGCGAGAGGAAGCUGCUGAGCAAGGUGGAACGGAUCCGCCAGGUGAAGGGCAAGACUCUGCAGGACCAGAUUGAUGACCUGAGCACCGCACUAGCCCGCCUCACCCACGCCGUGGAGACCAUCAGCUCUGUGGACUCCGCUGGCCAUAUGGAACUGCUGCAGCGGCGCGAGAAGGUGCUCGCUGAGAUGAACGAGUUGCGGCAGAUCAAGGCACACCUCAGCCCACAUGAGGACGACAACAUCACCUUCUCGCCGCCAGACACAGGCCUGUACCAGAUGCUUAAUACCAUGGGCUUUGUGUCUUCCUCAGCCCACGCUGCACACACCGUGGCCAGCGGCCCCGGCCUGAAGCGCGCAGCACGGGGCAGGGUGUCUUCCUUUGUGGUGCACUGCAAGGACCACCUGGCAGACCAGCGCGUGGUGGGCGGCGACCCUGUGACAGUAACGGUGGUGGGCCCAGACGGCAGCACGGCACCGGCCGAGGUGCAGGACCAGAAGAGCGGAUCCUACAUGGUGAGCUACAAGCCGCAGACUGAAGGGCGCCACUCGGUGAGUGUGAUGCUGCGUGGCCUGCACAUCCAGGGGUCGCCCUUCUCAGUGCCAGUGCGUGCCGGCCGCAGCUACUCUUCUGUAGGCCAGGUGCUCUUCACCAUUGGCAGUGAGGGCGAGGGUGACGGGCAGCUGUGCCGGCCGUGGGGUGUGUGCUGCAACAAGGAGGGCUACAUCAUCGUGGCGGACCGCAGCAACAAUCGCGUGCAGGUGUUCACGCCUGACGGCAGCUUCCAUCACUCCUUUGGCUCGGCAGGGUCGCGGGCCGGCCAGUUUGACCGGCCUGCGGGCGUGGCAGCAGACACCAUGGGCCGCAUCAUCGUGGCUGACAAGGACAACCACCGCAUCCAGGUGUUUACCUUUGAAGGCACAUUUUUGUUCAAGUUUGGUGAGAAGGGCAGCAAGAAUGGCCAGUUCAAUUACCCAUGGGACGUGUCCACCAACGGCGAGGGUGACAUCGCGGUGUCCGACACACGCAACCAUCGCAUCCAGCUGUUUCGUGCAGAUGGCUCCUUUGCCAACAAGUACGGCUUUGAGGGCUCCCUGUGGAAGCACUUUGACUCCCCGCGUGGCGUGUGCUUCACUCAAGAAAACCACAUCGUGGUCACUGAUUUCAACAACCACCGCCUGCUGGUGGUCCACCCAGACUUCCAGUCCGCCAGGUUCCUGGGCAACGAGGGAGUGUCCGAGGGCCAGUUCCUGCGGCCGCAGGGCGUGGCUGUAGACCAGGUGGGCCACAUCGUGGUGGCAGACUCCCGAAAUCACCGCAUUCAGAUCUUUCAUCCAAACGGUGGGUUCAUGUACAAGUUUGGAGUGCCAGGGUCAGCGCCGGGCCAGCUGGACCGGCCCAGCGGCAUCUGUGUGUCACCCUCGGGACUCAUUGUGGUGGUGGACUUUGGCAACAACCGGGUCCAGGUGUUCUAGGGCGCUGCAGCCGCCCACACCAAAAGUGUCUUCAUUACAAGUUCCAGAGUACAAAUCAAUGAAACCUCGUACAAAUUUUGCAGGUAUUUUGUUCACGUGAAGGCUCGCAGCGCGAUGCCUGGCGGCCUGUUGGCGUCACCGCCACUACCUCAUUGUUGGAGAUAUGAUACAGGGUAUAUUUUAAUUAUCUGAGCCGCCAUGUAUUUGUACAUAGAGCUUUCAUCAGAGCUGUGGACAGGUCAGUCUGCUUUGAUGUGACCAUGGGGCAGCACAAUGCCCUACCCUACACAGGGAGGCUUGGUGCUGCUGAGGUCUGAGUGUCUGUGUGUGUGUUGUGUUUGUGUUUGUGUGUUUGUGCAUGGAUGAGUGGGAUGUCCCCACAGGAUGAGGAGCAGAGGAGUGUGUGCAUGUGUGUGUGUGUUGGGACCUGCUGCACAGUGCAGGGCAGCAACAGUGCAUUGGUUUCAGUAUAAAUGCUGUGUGAGUGUUGUGUGUGUGAACAAGCAGCCCGGCAGUGCUGCCACUCCUUUGCACCGGCCCUGUGGGGUCACGGCAGCAAAACUUUUAUGCCCUGCUUGCCUGGAGGCGAGACCGCAGUACAAUCAUGGUGAGGCCAACGGGGCUGUCGGGCGGGGUGUGGCUACUGUGGCAUGCGUCUGGUAGUCUCUCUCUCCGCCCCACACCUCCCUCGGCCUCUCCACUACCUCAUGUUUAGGGUUAAGGAGUAAUUACUCUAGCCUUGUUGCUUUGAUGACAAAUCUAUUCCCCGUCCUGGCUGGUGCUGUGGUGUUGUGGUGCUGCGGCGCACUGGGGAGGACUCUGUCUGGCAGCUUGGGCAGCGCUGGCCGCCAGUAUUGGGAUGGGUCUGCAUGCGCUGGGGUCCAGACUUGGGGGGUUUAUUAGUGCUUCUCGGUAGGAAGAGAGCGUCACGACGUGACAAUAAUCAACACUUGAGUGCAAGGCAGCGGCCAACCUUGGUGCCUCACUCCGGGGCGGCGGCCCAACUGGUGCAGGGAGGGUAGUGGGUGGUGGGUGCCGUGGGGCCCGUCUCAAAGUUCCUCUUUAGUUAGUAUGGGUGGGCCGCGGGUCCUGGGCUGGGUGGCAGGAGUGGCGGGGUGCCGCCUGCGGGUGUAGGAGGGUGUGGUGGGGGGGAGGGGACGGCCGCUGCCACCUUUCAUCUGUCACUGGGAUAUCACUGUGGUUUUAACUUUUAAACUCUAAAAGACUCAAGAAUCAGUUUAUAUCCUUAAAUGAACCAUAGGUUUGUUACGUAUUUUAAGAUAAAUAAAUUGUGCUUCCAGUACACUCAGAUUUUUAAAUAUAAUUUUAGCAAAGCUUAAAUAUAAUUGAUUUAAAAAGAUAGCUAUAAACUCAUGAAGUAUUUAAUCACAAACUGACACUUUAUAGUAUAGUCAUGUACAACAUUUACUUACUUCAGGUUUUAAAAGUGCUUUACCAAACACAAAUUUGUUUAAUUUGGGAAAAUGAGAUUAGCUCCCACUUGAGUCAUGUUCUCCCAGUGUACCUGAGACCCGUGUCCUGCAGACAGGUGACCUGGGCAGGUGACAAUCACCACCCACUUGUCUAAAAAUGUAACAGAGUAAUACUAUUGUGUGUAGAGCCUCAGAGGGGCAGUGCAGCUCCUCACCGGCGGGGCGUGUGACGUGGGGGGAGGGUGACCUCUCCCUGUGGGGAAAGGAGCAGGACGGAUGCCAAGGUUUACAAUUCUUAUUUUACUGAAAAUGUUUGUGCCGAGUCUUUAGUCAAUCAAGAAGACAGCAGCAGCAGCAGCGGCGGCGGCUGCAGCGGUGGCUUUGUCCCGAGAGUUGCUGUGGGAAAGAAGGAAGGAAGGAAGGAAGGUUGGGUCUGUUGUCUCAGUUGUUUGAUGUCUUGGUUGUGCCGACAGAGUUGGUGUUUUUAUUAUUUUUACUUUUGUCUUUGUGAAGGAGGGUGUCCAAUGGCCACUAGGAAGUGUCUGAGGGAGGCCUGGGCAGCUGGGGGUGUGUUACCAGAUCUCAGUGGAAGGCCGCAGGAAUCUAGCUACCUCUUCAGUAUUGUAGACUAAUGCAGGGAGUCACCUUGUUCCUCAGUAUUCUCAAGUGAAUUCCCAAGCUACCUACCUCACAACCACUACCUAACUACCUCAAAUAGUAUAGAACUACUACUACCUCACAAAUAGUACAUAGCAAGCAAACUACUACCUCACUGGCUGGCCUACACAGACUUGCCUGUCCACCAGAGGGUCAGCAGAUGACUCGGGAAGGUUCACAGCGUGGCGAUGGACGGCCACGAGCACGUCUGUUUUCCUAUUGUACCAGUCUGCCUCGGCAGGGACUGGGAGUUAGGUUAAGUACUUAGAGACAGACACUUCACUGUCCACUUGUAUGUUAAGCAUUGAUAUUUUACUUAUGGGUAUUGUGUCUGUUUAUGUGCAGGUCUGCAUGGUGUGCAUGUGUGCAGACACGUGUGUGUUUUUAUGGCAGUUUGAGAGGAAACAUACGGGUUUUAGGAGCGUCCAGCGUGCCACGCCAUGCUGCGCCGCAGGAAGCGCCGCCACCACCCUCCCUCCAGGAUUUUGUGAUAUUAUUCCUGCUCAACACCUGGUGGGUGGAGCAGGAUAUGGAGGACGGCGGGCGCUGCGGCGUGGCAGAGUGGCCGUGGUGUUGUGUCACUGUAUCUGAGUAAAUGACAGACUUAUCUUGUGUCUAGGAAGAUUUAAAUGUGUCUGCAGUACAUGGUGUGCUUUUAUGACUGGCAGCUGGACACCAGCAUGUCACAGUGGACACAAGUGAAAGCCUUGGCUGGGCUGCCAGUCAGGCGUGGAGACUCCACCAUGCCAGACUGGAGGAGUGGGAGUUACAUAUAAGUUAUACAUACUAGAGUAGAGUGAGCAAAGUGUUGCUGGACAACAGGACCUGCAAGUGUUGUGUUCUGAUCAAUGUACUUUUCAUGAAAAGUUUUCAUUCCUCAAAAAAUUGUAAAGUAUUACUCAUGUUGUCCUGUGUGUGACAACACUGCUGCUGCUGCUGCCACUGCCAGCUCUACCACCACCACAUCCUAGAUGUGGUUUGUCUUUACAGCAACAUUAUUUUGUAGAGAGACCAGUUUCUUUCAAGCAGAAUACUAAAAAAGUGGAUCAGUGUAAACCACCUGUGAAGCUGCACUGUGGUGGUGGUGGUGGCAGGGACAACUGAAGGCAGCUGUGGCAGCAGCACCAUAUCACACCACUACACAGGGGAGACCUGCAUUUGGUGGUGGUGGUGGUGGUGGUGAUGGUGGAUUGAUGCCCACACACUUGUGGCCACAGUAAAUAUUUGCUCAAACCUCAGCUAGUGUUGUGUGAGAGGCUGUGGCUGUGGUGAGCCUUAAGGCUUCUUGGGUGACAUUCAGGCUGGAAGCAGCAAAUGUUACAGGCUCUAUAUUGUUCCUAUGAAGAGUUUAUAAUAUAAUGUUGGUUUCAGUGGAAUAGGAUUUUAUCUAGAGUGUAGUUACAUUUCAGGGCCAAUGGUGCUUGUCCAGAAGAUCAUUUAUGUCUGUACUUGUAAUGAAAUGAUUCAGGAAUGUGUACUGCUGUGCAACACACUGGAUCUUGUUCAGUUUUGAAUAUUGCCUGAUAAGCAUUAAGGCUGUGUGUGUGUGUGUGUGUGUGUGUGUGUGUGUGUGUGUGUGUGUGUGUGUGUGUGUGUGUGUGUGUGUGUACCUAGUUAUAUCUCCCUAGUUGUAAUUUACAGAGGCUGAGCUUCACUGGUGUGGUUCCGUCUCCAUGACCUGUUUUCCCUUCGAGUUCUGCACACUCCUUGCCAAGACUAUGACAUUCUCACUAGUUUGUUCCAAGCUUCUAUAUUUCUCUGUAGGAAACUAUUUCUCUGUUACUUUGGCAUCUUGCUUUUUUGUAAUGUCCUUGUGUGUCCUGGUAUUCCCUGGUUCUCUUAAGGACUGCUCCUCAUCUAUUUCUUCUACUCUAUUCCACAAUUUAUAGAAAAGUAUUAAAUUUCCUCUUUCUCCUCUUUGUUCCGAUGUCAGCAGAUUAAUUUCCUUGUAUUAAUGCUUCCAGUUUUGGAACCAUCUUCGUUGCCUUCCUUUGUAUUCUUUCUAGUCUUUUUGCAUUUUUUUUUUUUCUUGUGCAGAAACCACACUGAUGCAGCAGUGUGUGUGUGUGUGUGUGUGUGUGUGUGUGUGUGUGUGUGUGUGUGUGUGUGUGUGUGUGUGUGUGUGUACACACUUGGAAGGUCCAGUGACGUGUGGCACACACGGGGACGUCCCAUCAGUUGCUCGCUCUACUGCCGGCUGAGGUGUAGCCGUGCCUCGCCCCACAGAGUCGUGCUGCAGCGAGCAGGAGCUUCUCCAACCCUGUCUCAGGUUAUACACUAGUAGCUGCUGCCAUGUGAUUGUAUUAAGGGUCCAGCGGGUGCCGCCUCGCUGCUGCACGGCUCGUCGGGGACACCAGAAUGCACCGCCUGUAAUGCUCUCAGACCACUGGAUUUUGGCGACUGUGCAAUUACAUCAACAUGGAAUAAAUGAGCAAAAUGUU